AUGGAAGCUAUGCCCUUUGCUCCGUUCGUAGCGUCCUUGUUCCUAGUAUAUAGUAAGGUUUGGGCUGACCCCCACUUCUCAAUGGCUUUGGAACUUGGCGCGGUCUACACCGAGCUGGAGUUGCGCUGUGGGGGCACGCCUGCGCGGCAGCGGCAGCUGGCGCAAAGAAGCUGGAGAACCAGCAGCUCUUCAAGCUGGUCUCUCUCGAUUCAGCUCUCAAUGGGACUGGUUCUGGGGCGCCUGAGCGGGGAGGAAGCGCAAGCGCAUCGGUUCACAGCCGCAGUGGGUGCGCCCACCACAAGCCCGAGCUGGGCGGGCUAUGGACGAAGAUCCGGGGAGGCGCCGACGCAUCGCGGAGCUCCUGGCCAGGCAACUGCUGGAGAAGAAGAGGUCCUCGCGGAGUGUUUGCGGCAGAAGACCUUCUCGUUCGCCUCGAUCAGUUUGGACAUCAAUCACCGCGCCGCGCGACAUAGGGACCAGAACAAUAGUGGACCCUCUGCCAUUGCGGCCGUCGGGCCGUUCCAGGGCGGCGAGCUGCUCUACUUGGCCCCGUGA
Durusdinium trenchii is the source of this 555-nucleotide messenger RNA. Lineage: Eukaryota; Dinophyceae; Suessiales; Symbiodiniaceae. The record is from the annotation of a GenBank genome assembly.